Molecule: messenger RNA, 1827 nt
Organism: Monopterus albus (swamp eel)
Lineage: Eukaryota; Metazoa; Chordata; Actinopteri; Synbranchiformes; Synbranchidae
Product: gap junction Cx32.2 protein-like
Exons: 2
Coding region: 88-849 (253 amino acids)
Biological process (GO): cell-cell signaling
Cellular component (GO): connexin complex
Molecular function (GO): gap junction channel activity
Source: RefSeq, a predicted model, not a curated record
UGAUUCUGCAAUCAUCAGCAUUAAUUAUAAGAGGGAACUGAGAGAAUCUCAAACACAGUACAAGUGGUCGUUACUGAGGCUUUUAUCAUGGGGGAGUGGUCUUUCCUGUCUGCUUUGUUGGACAAGGUGCAGUCCCACUCUACUGUUGUGGGGAAGGUCUGGAUGAGUGUUCUUUUCCUCUUCAGGAUUUUCCUCUUGGCUGCUGGCAUAGAUCGCAUAUGGGGAGAUGAACAAGGAAAUAUGAACUGUAACACCAAAAGCCCUGGCUGCAAGAACACCUGCUACGAUAAAUCUUUUCCUAUAUCUCACCCACGCUUCUGGGUCCUCCAGAUCCUCAUUGUCUCCACACCAACACUUAUCUAUCUGGGUCAUGUCCUGCUGGUGAUUCGCAGAGAAAACAAGCUGAGGAGACGCCUCGAGCAGAAAAUUGGCAAGAAUGGGGUCGUUAAACUUCCAAAGUAUUCAAAUGAGGCUGGCAAAGUGCAGCUCAAGGGUGUCCUGCUGGUCAGCUACAUUCUGCAGCUGCUGUUCAAAAUCGUGCUUGAAGUGGCAUUCAUUGUAGGCCAGUACUACAUCUAUGGCUUCAUACUUAUGCCUUAUAAGAUUUCUUUUUCCCAGUACCCGUGUAAGCAAACAGUUGACUGCUUCAUAAGUCGUCCCACAGAGAAACGCAUCUUUAUUAUCUUUAUGUUGGCAAUGGCUGUCCUCUCUGUGAUCCUCAACAUCAUAGAGAUAUUCCACCUGAUCAUCUCAAUGAAGGAGAGGAAAAGAAGGGGUAGUGGCUCAACCCCCCAAGAGAUGUACAGUCUCAACAAACCAAACCACAGUGAAAAAGUUACACUUUGCUGAAGGACUGUGAAUGUUGAGCUUUCAGAUAACGCAGUCUGCAAAGGACUUACUUCUAGCUCUGUUCAAGGCUGUUACACAUAAAUAGUGAGAUGCCAUAUUCUGUUUUAAACUGUAUCUUGUGUACUGAUAGCAAAACAUAUGUUUAACUAUUUACUUCCAGCUUUAAAUAACUAUCUGUGGAAUGGAAGGAUAAAUUUUAUUUAACACUUUCUAUCAAACUGCACGAGUGGUCAAUGUAAACAUGAUCUGAUCCAAGAACUAUUGAAUUUAGAGUUUAGCUUGUGAAACCAAAAUUUGGGUUUACGGUUAAAACAGGGGAAUCGUUAAAAGAGCUUUCCACAUAUGAUCAACCAAAGGAUAGAGUUUCUAGGAAGGAAAGCCACAUUCUUCACAUGAUGUAGCUGAAGCACUGGUUCAGGGUCAGUCUGAUUCAGGUUUAUUUUAAGAGUUCCUCUAUAUACAUGAGUGACUGUGACCAAUUCAGGGAGCAUACUUAAUUAAAAGAAAGAUAUAAAGUGAAUCACAGAGAUCAUCUUUUGCUCAUAUACAGUGUGUGUGGAACACCUUUUUUGCAUGGUGCUUCAUCUGGAAACAUGGACUUUUCCAAAUGCCUGUAAAAAUCUGAUAAAGGAAGAGGCUGGUAGACUUACCAGUUACCAAUGUUUUCAAUAAUAUUUUGUCAAUGUCUUUUGAAAUCACUUCAAAUUAGUUUAGUAAUACUGCUGUGUUGCUUACAAUGGAUCAGAAGUGUAUAUUCAACAACAGUGUCAAUGAGUUUUAUUUUCUUUUAUCAAAUGAACUGUUUUUAUCAUUUUGCUUCGUCAUCUUAUGUGUGCUAAUACUAAGUACAGAUUUCAGUAACAACUUUUUUGCACAAAUUGAAUUAAAGGUGGAUUUCACUGCUUCCCUUUAGCCUAAGAACUCAAACGUGUGAAUUUGUAUGGGUACAUGCCAUGUCAUGUCUGAACAACGUGGUUG